Diatraea saccharalis (sugarcane borer) is the source of this 1431-nucleotide messenger RNA. The record is from the annotation of a GenBank genome assembly. NCBI's taxonomy places the organism in Eukaryota, Metazoa, Arthropoda, Insecta, Lepidoptera, Crambidae.
AUGGAACCAGUGCUCUCCAAAAUACUCGAUCCCACUGAGGAAAUAAGUGCCUUGAGCUUGGUUGAGGUUGAUGAAAUAAACGAUGACGCAAUUGAUUUGGAUGAUCUGCUCCCAAAAAUUGGUGAAUUUGGUCUAUAUCAGAAGUUGUUACUGUGGCUUGUGUGCCUUCCCGCUUGCUUGCCAUGUGGAUUCUGCGCGUUCAAUCAGUUGUUCAUGACCGACGUACCCGAUCAUUGGUGCAAAGUACCAGAGCUUCUUAUGUUAAAUCUCACAGAACGAGACCGCAAAUCUCUGUCAAUACCACAUCAGGCAGGUAGCAACUCUACUUUUGAGAAAUGCCUUCGGUAUAAAGUGAACUGGACUGAAGUUAUACAAAGUGAUAAUCCAAUAGUUGUAAACGAAAGCUGGCCUCGAGAACCUUGUUUGAAUGGUUACGAAUACGAUUUUUCUGAAGUCACAUCGUCUAUUGUCAUCGAUUUUGAUUUGGUAUGUGAGUACGAUGUGUACCCGACUCUAGGUUUGGUGGCUUUAAAUGUUGGAGGACCUAUAGGUGUUUACACAUUUGGAAUAUUAAACGACCGAAUAGGUCGAAAGAAAUCAUUCUUCAGUUGCUUAACAACACUUUUGAUCGGAAGUAUAAUGACGGCGUUCGCUCACGCGUACUGGAUAUGGGUCCUAGCAAGAACCAUAGUGGGUUUAACUAUUCCAGCAGUCUAUCAGAUACCAUUCAUUAUCUGCAUUACUUACUUACUACGCGAUUGGAGAGCUUUGGCUUUAGUGACGUCAGUACCAUUUUUAUUUUAUUACUUUUACUGGUUUGUACUACCCGAAUCUCCAAGGUGGUUGUUGAUGAGAGAAAAACUGGAGGAAGCGAACACCAUUUUGAAAAAUAUAGCCAAAGUGAACGGCAAGGAGUUGCCCGAAGAAUUUACAAAUAAACUUCAAAAGUUAGUUUUGGAACAAAAAGAAAAUGGAUGCAAAGCGACUAAAAACGCUAGUGUGUUUGCUUUAUUCAAAACACCUAAUAUGAGGUUGAAAACCUGUCUGAUCACUUUAAACUGGUGCGCCUCAGAAAUGGUUUACGUUGGACUCAGUUACUACGGACCUGCUAUUGGAAACAAUCAAUACAUGAGCUUUUUUCUAUCAUCUGCUGUGGAAAUACCGAGUUAUCUCGGCUCAAGUAAUUUGGUAUUGCCUCUGGUGGUGAUGGGUGUCUUAUCAGUAAUCGGUGGUAUAUCCUGUUUACGUCUACCAGAAACUCUUCACACGUCAUUGCCCCAAACCGCGGAAGAAGGAGAGGAAUUCGGCAAAAACUGGACGUAUAAAGAUUGUUUUGUCUGCGGAGAUCAAAGGUUGCAGUUUCUUAUAUCUCAUGGUUGUAUAAGUAUAAUACUCAUCAGUAAAGCACAAGUGAUAUCUAUGAAAAUAUGA